Messenger RNA from Vicia villosa (hairy vetch), 728 nucleotides. RefSeq lists its product as uncharacterized. NCBI's taxonomy places the organism in Eukaryota, Viridiplantae, Streptophyta, Magnoliopsida, Fabales, Fabaceae. The annotation marks the transcript as partial. The record is from RefSeq and is a predicted model, not a curated record. Gene Ontology annotation, molecular function: zinc ion binding; nucleic acid binding. The transcript is spliced from 3 exons.
AUGAUGCAGCAGAUGAUGCAGCAAAACCAGAUGAUGGCUCAAAUGAUGCAAGGCAUGCAAGGACAACAGCCUCCUACUCAAGCUCCUGUUCCUCAAGCUGCAGCUGGACCUGAUUUUCGUGCCUUCUUCAGGAUGGAUCCUCCAGAGUUUGUUGGCGGACUUGAUUCACUUUUGGCUCAUGAUUGGUUAGCUGGUAUGGAGAGGGUGUUCCAAGCCAUUCAGUGUACUGAAGAAGAGAAGUAUUUCCCUAAUAGUGUGAGGACUCAGAAGGAGCGAGAAUUCCAGAACUUCAAGCAAGGUGACAUGUCUGUUUCAGAAUAUGCAGAGAAAUUUGAAGACUUGGCUGAUUACUCCCGACAAGCUGUUUAUGCUCUAGAUGAACUAUGGAAGAUUGAUCAUUUGAAGAGGGUUCAAGAAGAAAGGAACCAGAACAGGACUAACUUUAGGGAGCAAGGGAGAUCUACUCAACACUUGAGGCCCCGUAAUCCCCCACCAAAGAAGAAGCAGGUUUAUGGUGAUCAGUCGGCUCAACCGCCCCAUUGUCGCAAGUGUGGAAGGAAGCAUACCGGGGAGUGCAAGUUUGUUUCUGUGAUUUGUUUUAGAUGUGGCGAGCAGGGCCACAUAGCUCCACAGUGUCCACAAAAGAGGAUUCCUGAGAAGACUGCAGGUCGUGUUUACACUUUGGAUUCGAGGAAGGCCAAGGGAAACAGCAAUCUCAUUGCGGAUAC